AGUGACGUGAGCAUCAUCUUACCGUGAAGAAUCCGAAAAACCAAAGGCCACACAAUUAGAAGCUAAACAAAAAUGGCGGGGGUUUCACCAAAACCACUCUCUGCUUUAUCCAUUGCAUCAAAUUCAAUCCCCAAAAUCGUGGCUAAAUCCCAACAAUCUGCCGACGGGAUUAGGGUUUCAAGCAAUGCAAUUUGUUAUACGUCAUUUGGAGUCAGAUAUAGAAGCUACAACAAUGGCAGAAACGGGAUAAGGAGAUUGAAUGCAGCUGGAUUGACUGAUAUCGAACCUGAUAUCAAUGAAGAUCCUGUAGAUCGGUGGGACAACACUGGCGUUAGUGACGAUGAUUUCAUCUAUGGAGUUUAUGAUGGACACCACACAUACAAUGAAGGAGAUGACAAAUCAACAUUUUGGGGAUCGAUAGCAGAAGAUUAUGCAGCAAUUGAUCCUCCCACUGGUUUCCAAGGUCUUAUCUCGUGGCUAUUUCUCCCCUCCGUGGCUCUUGGGAUGUACCUCAAUGUUCCGGGUGAGUAUUUGUACAUUGGGGCCGCCAUAUUCAUCGUAGUAUUUUGCAUAAUCGAGAUGGACAAACCGAGUGAGGCGUACAACUUCGAGCCACAAAUUUACAACAUGGAGAGGGGUGCUCGAGACAAGCUAAUAUCGGACUACAACACGAUGGAUAUUUGGGACUUCAACGAGAAAUAUGGGGAUCUUUGGGAUUUCACCGUGACUGAAGAUGAUAUAAUGAAGAGAUAGAUAAUUCUAUCGUAUUUAACGUCAAAAAAGGAGUUAAAUAUUACAGAAUACUACCUCUUGUAUAUGUAAAACGCUUUUUGGAUUUGAGGUAGCCAAAAGCUCCUUUUUCGUUUUGUAUACAAUCAUUUCAGAAAAUAUGUGCAACGGAUAUUUGUGAUUUCUUAUGACUGUUGUUUGAUUG
Molecule: messenger RNA, 934 nt
Organism: Cynara cardunculus var. scolymus (artichoke)
Lineage: Eukaryota; Viridiplantae; Streptophyta; Magnoliopsida; Asterales; Asteraceae
Product: photosynthetic NDH subunit of subcomplex B 5, chloroplastic
Exons: 5
Coding region: 73-753 (226 amino acids)
Biological process (GO): response to oxidative stress
Cellular component (GO): chloroplast
Source: RefSeq, a predicted model, not a curated record